Yarrowia lipolytica CLIB122 is the source of this 900-nucleotide messenger RNA. RefSeq lists its product as uncharacterized. Lineage: Eukaryota; Fungi; Ascomycota; Dipodascomycetes; Dipodascales. Gene Ontology annotation, cellular component: peroxisomal membrane. Gene Ontology annotation, biological process: peroxisome fission. The record is from RefSeq and is a predicted model, not a curated record.
AUGGUGUCUAAGCUGGUUGGACGGACGAAACCGGCUGGAGAUUCGCAGAAGACUGUCAGAAUCGACGAGAAAGUGGAAAUCAAGGAGUUCCAAGCACAUAAACCCGAGAUCAUCGACAACACAACAGAAAUCCCUGCUCCGGUGCCCAUGUCUAUUGCUGAACGGAGUAUUGCCGACGCAGCUCGUCCUCCGUUGCACGCGUCGCCAUGGCGCGUUUUUCUGACGCUAUUUGCGGAAAAGGGCGGUCUGGACAAGACCAUCAAGCUGAUCCAGUACACAGGACGUCUUCUGCUUUGGGCGGCCAAACAGGGGUGGUUCACACGACACAAACAAAUGAUGCUUUUAUGGAAACUGGCCGAGAUGGAGUCGCGCCUGAAUGGUAUGGUUUCCAACUUUUCGCAGUUCCGAAAAAUCAUCAAAUUAGGCGAGUGGUUGGGUCCUGUGGAGGAUUUGGUCACAACCAAGAACCCCUUGACUUCAUUGGCGUUCCAAUCGGAGCUCAUGGAGGUCAUAAACACUAUCGGUGACGACAUUUACUGUCUCAGCAAAAUUGGAGUGGUCAAGGGCAAGAGACUCGGCCGAAACGGAGAGCUCAUGGCCAACUGGGGAUGGUACGGAGCCAUUUUCAUUAAUAUCAAGGUCGGCAUAGAAACUUAUCAGCUGGCGGCUAAGUCUGGCGACGAGGCGGCUAUUUGGGAUGCCAAAUUGACGCUGUUCAAACUCGCUAACGACUUUAUCUUCUGCACCAUCGACUGUCUGGAGCCGGAGGGUCUGAGUAACAUUUACCAGACAGUAACUGGACUGGCAAGUGGCUCUGUGGGCUUCUAUAAGCUGUGGAGAAAGAUUAGCAAAAAGCUGGACAAGGAGUUGGAGGAGAAGGAGCGAUGCAAGACCUGCUAG